Molecule: messenger RNA, 2478 nt
Organism: Drosophila subobscura
Lineage: Eukaryota; Metazoa; Arthropoda; Insecta; Diptera; Drosophilidae
Gene: PNPase
Product: polyribonucleotide nucleotidyltransferase 1, mitochondrial
Exons: 4
Coding region: 86-2395 (769 amino acids)
Biological process (GO): mitochondrial mRNA catabolic process; mitochondrial RNA 3'-end processing
Cellular component (GO): cytosol; mitochondrion
Molecular function (GO): polyribonucleotide nucleotidyltransferase activity; RNA binding; 3'-5'-RNA exonuclease activity
Source: RefSeq, a predicted model, not a curated record
ACUAAAGGUCAUCAACAAGUCGUUGCAGCCGCCUCCAGCCGGUAGAUUUUAGGUAACGCUGCCGCCUGGUUCCCGCUGCUGAACCAUGAUUUUCACGAGGAAAACAGUGAAAUUGCUGAAUUACCGCCUGAAAAGCCUCGCCUUCGCCCGCCUAAGUGUCCAUCGAUGCCUCCAGAGCAGCGCCGCCGGGGAUGUGCCCUCCGUGGAGGUGAACUUCAGCAACGGACGUAACAUGACGAUCAGCUCGGGGAAGCUGGCGCGCUUUGCCAAUGGCACUGCCGUCUGCCAGAUGGGAGACACCGCCGUGAUGGUGACGGCGGUGGCCAAGGCAAAGCCCACUCCCGGCCAGAACUUCAUGCCGCUGGUAGUGGACUAUCGCCUGAAGAACGCAGCCUCGGGGCGCAUUCCCAUGAACUUUAUGCGCCGCGAGUUGGGGCCGUCCGAGAAGGAGAUCUUGUCGGCGCGCCUGAUCGAUCGCUCGCUGCGUCCGCUCUUCAACAAGGAUUACCGUACGGAGACGCAGCUGGUGUGCAACAUGCUGGCCAUGGAUGCGGUGCACUCGCCCGACAUUCUGGCCAUCAAUGCCGCCUCCAUGGCGCUCUCCCUGAGCGACAUACCCUGGAAUGGACCGAUUGGAGCUGUGCGGGUUGGCCUCUGCGAUGGCGAGGUGCUGAUCAAUCCCACACGCCGGGAGCUGCAGUCCUCGCAACUGGACCUCGUGGUGUCGGCCACCAAACAGAACCUCGUGGUGAUGCUCGAGGGCAAGGGGAAUGUCGUGCUCAUGCAGGACCUGCUGAAGGCCAUCAAGCAGGGCACGAGGGAGGCACAGUUCAUCAUCCACGAGAUCGAGCGCCUGCAGAAGGCCUACGGCAGGCUGAAACGCGAAGUGGAUUCCUCGAACAAAGUGGAUCCCGAGCUGCAGGAUGCGGUGCGCAGCAUGUGCGAGAUGCGGCUGCGAGAGAUCUUCCAGGAUGCGAACCACGACAAGAUCUCGCGCGACAAUGCUGUGAAUGAGGUGCGCUCGCAUGUGAUCGACAAGGUUUGGUCCUCCUAUCCGGACACCGAGCCAUCGGUGAUCGGCGAGGAGUUCAAUCAGACCUGCCGCUCGAUCUUCCGCGAGCUGAUUUUCGAACGGAAUUAUCGCUGCGAUGGCAGGGACUAUGACACGCUGCGGAACAUCUCCUGCCAGGUGGACAUGUACAAGCCGCUGCACGGCUCGGCGCUGUUUCAGCGCGGGCAGACGCAGGUCUUCUGCACCGUGAGUCUGGACUCCCCGGAGAGUGCCAUGAAGCUGGACUCGCUCGCGGCCCUCGACAGUGGCGGCCUCAAGGCCAAGAACUUUAUGCUCCACUACGAGUUCCCGCCAUACGCCACGGGGGAGGUGGGCAGGAUUGGGCCGUUGGGACGCAGGGAGCUGGGACACGGCGCCUUGGCGGAGAGAUCUCUGCUGCCCACAUUGCCACACGAUUACCCCUUCACGGUGCGCCUCACCUCGGAGGUGCUCGAGUCGAACGGUUCCAGCAGCAUGGCCAGCGUCUGCGGUGGGUCCCUGGCCCUGAUGGAUGCCGGCGUUCCGGUGAGCGCACCGGCGGCUGGCGUGGCCAUUGGUUUGGUCACAAAGUACGAGAACAACGACACGAAACACCUGCAGGACUAUCGCAUUCUCACGGACAUCCUGGGCAUCGAGGACUACAUGGGGGACAUGGACAUGAAGGUGGCGGGCACACGCAAAGGAUUCACUGCCAUCCAGGCGGAUCUCAAGGUGCCUGGGAUCCCAUUGAAAGUGGUAAUGGAAUCGCUGCAGAAAGCCACCGAUGCCAAGUCCAAAAUAUUGGACAUAAUGGCAGAGGCCAUCCGAGAGCCACGCAAAUACCCAAAGGAUAGCUGGCCCGUGAGCGAAACCCUAAACGUGGAGCCGCACCAGCGCUCUAAGUUGAUUGGCCCCAGUGGCAUGCACUUGAAACGCAUCUACCUCGAAACGGGCGCCACUCUCACAGCCGCCGAUGAGUGCAAUUUCACCGUCUUUGCGCCCUCCCAGGCGGCCAUGGACGAGGCCAAGGAACUCAUCGAGGGAUACAUGGUGAAGGAGCGGAUCCCCGACCUCGAGUUCGGGGGAAUAUACACUGCCAAAGUAACAGAGCUGCGGGAUACGGGCGUCAUGGUCAUCCUGUAUCCCAGCAUGCCGCCAGCAUUGCUGCACAAUUCGCAGUUGGAUCAGCGAAAGAUUGGCCAUCCCUCGGCCCUGGGCCUGGAGGUGGGCCAGGACAUACAAGUCAAGUACUUCGGCCGCGAUCCAGUGUCCGGUUUUAUGCGGCUCUCGCGGAAAGUGCUGCAGGGCCCAGCCCUGGGCAUUCCUCGAUCAUUCAAUAAGGCGGCAGAAGAGAAUGGCACGUGAUCCGAAGGAUCCUUAGGACAUAUUUGAAACUUUAUUUGUGUGUGUUUAAAACGUAUAUAAAAUAUAUUAGAUGAAAGAAUUAA